CUGGAGAAAUCUCAUGUCGCUCUGCCUAGCUGAUGCAAUUCUGUUGCAAUCUAAAGCCUGAACUCAUUACUGCUUCCGAGAAGAAGAAGUCCCUUAUGGUAAAACGGAGAAAAAAAGAAGGAAAAUAGCCUGAAGAUUUUAAUUACAAAAUGAAUUAACCUAAAACCUUGAACCCAACAAAUGAGCACCAUUAGAGAAUAAUAUGCCGGUAUUUUAACAGUGUGUUACACAACGUCGCAUAGCAGACAUAAAGGCUGCGCAUGGAUACGUUGACGAAACUGUUGCUGAAAUAUACCUUCUAGCCCCAGAGACUUACUAAUCAUAUUUUUGAAAGGUCGAGUCAACGUUUUGUAAGAGGUUUCUGUUCUUCUGUUGCGUUAUCAUGGCUUCCUAGUCUUGCACUACCACAAAACAAGUGUGCAUUUGCACUUGUGCUGCACGAUUAAAACUAGCAAAGAUGACGUAAGUAUGAAAAAAAAAGAAUGUUAUAUCAAAAAGAAUGUUACAGUAGCCAAACAGAAUGUUUAAUAUUGAUUAUGAACUGCGGUCGUCAGUCCAGUAAAUGGGCUGAAAUUACGCAAAUUAAUUUAAUUUUCGACUAAAUCAUGAGGUUAUUUUUACAUGCGAUUGCCUCGUGAAAUAUUGGCUGUACAAAAUAAUUCUGGGGCAAAGUUCCGAAAGUCUAAUAGUGUAGUAGCCACCAUGGAAUGGAAUGACAUGUUCUUGAUGACUGCCCACUUUUAGAACUUUGCACCAGAAUUGCUGUGUAUACAUUACUGUACCUUUUUUGUAUUACGAAUAUAAUUUGUUCGAGGCGUUAUCUAGUGGGUUAGGCUAAUACUUUUUAUAGAGUAAGUGUUUUGGUUGAACUUUGGUCACUGAAAGUUUUGUUAGAUAGCCAUGAUUUGAAGUAUGUCAAAGGGGAUUUAUUCACGUUAAUUCGAAUUGUACUGAUGAGAAGAUGGAAUUUGAAAGUUAAAGCCAAAUACACCGAUUUAAAUGACAACAUAAAUUACCUGGACAAUUCCCUUCAUUUUCUGGUUUAGUGACUAUCACUUUAUAUUUAUAGUAAUAACUUAUUAUGCUCUCGGUGUUUUGAUUGAAAAUGCUGAUCCUUUAAAUCUGAAAAUCACUUUGAAUUCUCGAGACGUCUAAUUUUAGUGAAUAAUCCCUAAAUGGUAUUCUCUACAUUUAUAGCGGAAGCGCAUUGAAAUCCGAAUAGCAAAUAUAAGUGACAAGUCAGCUAUAGUGACAUGGUUAUUCUAAGCUGAAUUUUACCAUCUAGAGUUCGCUACAGUUUUAUACUUAGUAAAUAAUGAGGGUACAAAUUGUACUCCGUGGAUCAAAUUGCAAUUUUAGGUUAAAAUAGCCAGAUUAUUAGGUUUCCCUAUCUGCUUUUUAGCCUUACAUUUGGCAACUUGUAUUUCAUUUCACUAUAGUUACAGAAUAAUCUCCUAAACUGAUAAUCACAUAAUAUCAAUUGACAGGGUCUAACUGUUUAGAGAAUAAAUCCCAAAUGUAUUCAUUUUUAAUUAUUAUAUGUAUUAAAGGUUAUUAGCUAUUCAGAAAACUAGUGAAUUAUACAUUUUAGACCAAAAAUAGCCAUAAAUGGUUUGCAAUCUCUAGGUUAAUAUAGCACAGUUAGAGAAGUAACUGAAUCUGAGAAUUUUCCAUCUGUGCUCCUGUGAACUGACCUAAUUUUGUUAUCCACAUUUCACUGUUUAAUAAAUUUAACAACUAAGGUUAAUUACUAAAACUGUUGUGAAAUACUGGUAAGGGAAUAGCAAACUGUAGGUUAAAAUAGCAAAGCUGGUAAAAUAGUUGCAAUUAACCAUUUGGCAGAUAUGCAAAUAUUUUCUCCAUUCUUAACUCACAGUUUAGCGAAUAAAUUCACUGUUUCUAAGCUCAAGUCUGGCAUGGAUAGUGUUAAUUUAGUACCUGUAUGCUGGAAAGGGUGUUUUCUUGCAGUUGUCAUACUUGUUAUCUGUAGAGUGAAAUGAAGGGUUGGCUAAAAAUUAGAUCCCCAGGUAGAUAAUCUACGACUCCCAUGAUAGUUUGCCAGUGUGAAGGCUGAUAAAUAAUAUGAAUAAAAACUAUACCCUUUCCAAAGUACAUGUACUAAAAUAAUUCAGGGUACUGAAGAGGUCCAUUGGUCACUGAUAAGAUAUGUGUUUCAAAAAAUUACCGUAAGUAGCUGAUAUUUAUCAGAUUUAAAAAUGGGAUACUUUUGCAUGCUUAUCAUAUUGCCUUUAUAUCUUCUUCAACCUAGGAAUGCACUGUGAAGCAUUGGCAAGGAAAUUGCACAUUUUAGGGCAAAUAGUUGCUAAAGGUGCAUUGUAUUGUGGUAGAGGGAAUAGUUGUUAUCUGGUUUGUCAAAAUAGUAUAUACAUUAAUACAAAUAUAUACACACACAUAUAUAUUUGCGCGCGCGUGCGUGAGUGUGUGUAUAUAUAUAUAUAUAUAUAUAUAUAUAUAUAUAUAUACAUAUACAUGCCUGGGCCAGUAUAUUUAAAGUUUACCUGUCAGAAGAAAAGCAUAACACUUUAAAGAGGAAAAUUGCUAGCAUGGUGAAAAAUGGUUUUCUUGUCUGCUACACGUUAUUGUUGCAGGAAAGUGAAUUACUGUAAAUUCCCCAAAAUCUCAAUCUCAAGGUCACUUUGUACGUACCAUAUUCUUUGAAUUUAUUCCAGAAUUAUCAUGUAUAUAAUUAACACAAAAUUUCAAUUAUACUAGGUAUUUGUCAAAUAUUUGAGAAUAUUUAAAACCGUGUAUGUGCAUUUGUACAGCUGGUUACACAGAAAGGUUUUAUUUUGUCCACAUGCUUAUACUUGUGAUGCCUAAUCAAUAAAAAUCAUUUUGUUUGUGUUGAUCUUAAAAGCAAGCUCAAUUCUCAGUUAAUUUGAUGUUUCUUAGCAGUGAUUUGUUAUUUUUCUGUUGUUUUUAUUUUUUCUCUCAUGUAACGCGUAUUAUUCCUAAGGGUUUAAUUUAGGCGUGGGUGUUUUUUAUUUUUUUUUAAUUCAGGCAAUGUCCCUGAGGACCAUUAACACCUGUGAGUUGAAGCAGAAAAUCCAAAAUAAUUGUCUGCUCAGGAGAGGGACACAGUCAAUAACCAAAUAAAUAGAGGUUGACAUAAUAUAAGGUUUAUUCGCUAAAACUUGAUAUAAACCUAAACAUUACAAUUUUUUUCCAUUCUUUAUUAAAGCUUAAACAGCAGGUAUAUUAAAUUAAUUUGACAGUAGGUAGUAAAAAAAAUGGAAUACAAUAAGUGUCAUGAAUACAAAGCUGUAUUCCUGGAACCAUAGCUCCCUCUGCCAACCUCCCCACGUAUGCCUAGUGGACUGUGAGACACCCACAAGCAACAACUGAACCGACAGCACCAAAUGUCUGACACGGAACCAUAAUGCACUUUAAAGGCUAACAACACCCAUUUCCACCCACAUUUCCCACUCACCUAGCCUACACCUCAUCCCCCCUAGCCUCUCCGGGUUUACCGGGGGACCACUUCUACUAAACUAACACUCUUCUAUACUCAUACAUACAUCCAUUACAACCACUGCAUAUACCACCACACCCUCUGCAAUACACUACACAUGAGCCACCCACCUGUUGUAGAUAGUUUUACCCCCAUACACCAAGUUUUCCCACUCCCCCUAGACCGUAACCAGAUUACAAGACCCGCUACCUGAUAAGAGCUGUGGCACAGCCUGGAGCUCGAACCACCUGGCUCCUUCCUCCCCUCCCACCAAGUUUAACAAUGACAGUUGAUAAUACACAAUCACAAUGUGUCUCCGACCUACUUUUGGCCAAGACCCUAACGGCACAUUGCAAGGACACAAGCUUAGCUGGUCCACCACCUCUUAGACAGGCCUCUUCGGAUGCUUGGCUGGUCUGACUGAAACGUGGCCAAACCGAUCUUAUUUACCACGAAAAUGUACUCUGAAACGCCUGUUUAUCUUGAAUGUAUCUGAUGGACACGCUCUGGUUGCCGACUCUUGGUCAACACCCGAUUUAUAUUUGCUGAUAAUACGAUGCAUUGUGUUGUUUCCAUAACAUGAACUUCCCUUUCUGUACCCUACCCUAACUAGAAAAACAUCAAUAAAUAAAGAAUGCUUAACCCCUUCACGCAGUUACGGCGUUCUAUGCCGUCCUGCAUUUAAAGGGCUUUAAAGCCGUUGCGGCGGUACUUACCUCCGCUGCGAUCCUCUUCUGGAGGGCUGCCUGACAGCCCAAGCAGCCCUCCCCCGGGAAAUGAGGCCCCCGGGGGCCAUGUGAUCGCUCUCAAAGAGCGAUCACAUGGCCCCCUAUAGCUGGCUGUGGAUCUGCCAGCAGGGGGACAGUCUGAAAUGCUUGUGACUAAGUGGCUACUAAAAAAGAAUAAACAUACCCCACUUUCAAUACCUUGGGUUGUCUACUUUUUCAAAUGGUAUGCCAUUAUGGGGGUAAUUCUUAUUCCUGGGCUACCACACUGGCUCAAAGGUAACAUUACUAAUCUAGCAAAUGUCAGUUUGAAAAUGGAACGUUCUAUAUUUGACCCUGUAACUUUCCAAGACACCAUAAAACCUGUUAAUGGGGGGUACUGUUGUACACGUGAGACAUCGUGAGGCAUUUUUUUGCAGUAAAACCUAACAGUAUUAUGACAUUAACAGCUAAAAUGUCAGAUGGAAAUACAAAUUAAAAAAAAAAAAAAAAUUUUCUCACUUUUUUAAAAUUUUAUUCAUAAUAAAUUAUGUUCCAUAUAUGAAUAGUUAAUGAUAAAUUAAAGCCCUGUUUCUCCUGAACAAAAUUAUAUAUAAUAAGUGUGGGUGCAUAUAAUAUAAAAGAGGUGAAUUACGGUUGGACAGACAUAUUCCAGUUUUUGUUUACGUUUUGUUUUGAUCAGAACGUGUACUAUGGACUCUGUCCUGAAGGGGUUAAAAAAAAAAAAAAACUUUAUUUACUUGCCUUUUCCCAGCGCCAUUGUCCCUCGACGCUGGGCCGACGCUCCGCCCCCUCCGACGGCCCGCAACGAGUGGGUGCUAAUGCACAUGUGCACAAAUGCCUUGCGCGCAUUGGACCUCCAUAUAGGAAAGCAUUGACACAAUGUUUUCCUACGGAGAAAAAUCUGACGCUGGAUGUCCUUAAAGGUCUGUUUCGAUUCAGGAAGCCCUCUACUGGCUGUCUAGUAGACAGCCACUGUAGGCAUACUUAGUGCUGCAAUAUAAAGCAGUUUCUCUGGAACCAUAAUGUUUAAUCCCUUCCCGACCUCGGACAUAUCAGGUACGUCCGACAAAAAACGGUCCUUAAGGACCGUGGACGUAUCUGAUACGUCAGCGGGGAAUUAGAGCGCUGGAAGUGAUCAUGAUUGCUUCCAGACGCUCUAACGAUAUUGCAGCGAUGCCUGGAUGUCGGGGCAUCUUGCAGUACCCCCUUUCACUGCUGGGCUGCUGGAGAACACCGGAUGAUCACUCCCCCGGAGCGAUCACUUCCGGGUUGCUCCACGUGGCGCCCGAAAGUGUAGUGCAGGGCAUCAGAAGCCAUCAGGCAGGCUUCCGAUGCUCUGCCUGUACUAAGUGCCUCGAGGGCAGACAGUCCCCCCUCUGCAAAAUAGGACCGCCAGGGGGUCCUAUUUUGAAAGAGCGGUCACAUGGCCACAAUAGGUGUCCACAGUGCUGCCAGCAGGGGGACUGCCUGAACUGGUGAAAAAAGUUAAAAUAAAUAGCUUAAGUUAAUAAAUUAAAUGAAUAAAUGUAUAUAUGUAUAUAUGAGAUGUAUAUAUACACAUAUUAUAUCUAUAUAUAUAUAAUAUGUGUAUAUAUAUAUAUAUAUAUAUAUAUAUAUCUUAUAUAUAACGUCAUAGUAAGUGUAUUUUUUUAUUAAUAUAUACAUAAAAUUACACACGGAUAUCCAUAUCUCAUAAAAUCACAUAUUGUAUACCAAUACUAGAAGUGAGCCCUUGUUAUCAGAGUGAAAACAAAGCACUUUACCAGUAGGCUAUAAGAUAUUAAUGCUAGCCAUUGUGUUUGUAAGGUUGUCCCUUGUCACCAGGUGUUGUUCCAAUAUUAUCUUGUCUAGUAUCCUCAUUUCUACUUUUUGACAAUAAUGAAAUAUUCUAACGUAAUUUAUUAUAACGGAGCAGGAACAGUUUAACAUAUUAGACUAAGCAGUUUACUGCAUAGUGAGCAAUAUAUAGUAAUGCAUAAUUAUUUUAAGCCUUUCAGUACCAAAGGUUCGUCACUCACAUUACUUAGUACAGUUUCACAUCUCAUGUCUGUCCCCAGACACCUGUGCCACAUCAUUUUAUAUUGGCCCAUACCAUGACACUCCUACCACCAUGCUUGACUGUAGGCAAGACACACUUGUCUUUAUAUUCCUCACCUGACACCAUCUGAACCAAAUAACUUUAUCUUGGUCUCAUCGGACCACAGGACAUGGUGUCAGUAAUCCAUGUCCUUAGUCUUCUUGUCUUCAGCAAACUGUUUGCUGGCUUUCUUGUGCAUCAUCUUUAGAAAAGGCUUCCUUCUGUGAAGACAGCCAUGCAGACCAAUUUGAUGCAUUGUGCGGCAUGUGGUCUGAGCACUGAGAGACUGACACCCCACCCCUUCAACCUCUGCAGCAAUGCUGGCAACACUCAUACAUAUAUUUCCCAAAGAAAACCUCUGGAUAUGAUGCUGAGCACGUGCACUCAACUUCUUUGGUCGACCAUGGCGAGGCCUGUUCUCAGUUUAAAAAUAGCCUCUGUCCUGUGAAACCGCUGUAUGGUCUUGCCCACUGUGCUGCAGCUCAGUUUCAGGAUCUUGGCAAUAUUCGUAUAGCCUAGGCCAUCAUUAUGUAGAGCAACAAUUCUUUUUUUUCAGAUCCUCAGGGAGUUCUUUGCCAUGAGGUGCCAUGUUGAACUUCCAGUGACCAGUAUGAGACAGUGUGAGAGCGAUAACACCAAAUUUAACACACCUGCUCCCCAUUCACACCUGAGACUUUGUAACACUAACAAGUCACAUGACACCGGGGAGGGAAAAUGGCUAAUUUGGCCCAAUUUAGACAUUUCUGUUUAGGGGUGUACUCACUUUUGUUGCCAACGGUUUAGACAUUAAUGGCUGCGUGUUGAAUUAUUUUGAGGGACAGCAAAUUUACACUGUUAUACAAGCUGUAAACUUACUAUUUUACAUUGUAGCAGAGUGUAAUUUCUUCAGUGUUUGUCACAUGAAAAGGUAUAAUAAAAUAUUUACAAAAAUGUGAGGGGUGUACUCACUUUUGUGAAAUACUGUAGCUAUGGUACAUAAUAACGUGUUUCCACCUCCCAAUAAACUAUGAAAGGAUCAGUAUACUGUCAGGGACACAAACAUGUAUUCCUGACCCUAUAGUGUUAAAACCACCAUCUAGCCCCCUUGGGCCCCUCAUGCCUCCAUAAAUAUUGCAAAAUCCUACUGUAUUCAAGCCUGAAGCUGUAGAUCUGCAUGCUGUUUGUCUCCGAAAAACAAGCAGUCUGCUGACAUCAAUUCAAUCACAGUGCUUCCCCAUAGGAUUGGCUGAGACUGACAAAGAGGCAGAUCGGGGCAGAGCCAGCAUGAUUCAAACACAGCCCUGACCAAUCAGCAUCUCCUCAUAGAGAUGAAUUGAAUAAAUGAAUCUCUAUGAGGAAAGUUCAGUGUAUGCAUGCAGAGGGAGGAGAUACUGAAUGUUUGGAUGCAUUUUAGGCAGCCAUGACCCAGGAAGGAUCUCUAACAGCCAUCCGAGGAGUGGUCAGUGAAGUUAUCACUAGGCUGUAAUGUAAACACUGCAUUUUCUCUGAAAAGACAGUGUUUACAGCAAAAAGCCUGAAGGUAAUGAUUCUACUCACCAGAACAAAUUCAACUAGAAAAGCUACAAUUUCUGGGGAAAUUGUGUGAAGUGUUCUUGCCUCCACCAGUAGUCUACACCUGGAGUGGGCGGAGUAACUGUUAUCAUUUAUAUAGCACAUUUUAUUGCAACGUUGUUGCACAGUUACAUUAAACCAUACAUUUAUAAAAACAUUAGCAGGUGUUCAAAAGGCCCUGUCUAUGACAUCACUUGCUGCUGCAGCCUGAGACAGGUCAGAGUAUUUUGGCGGUUGCCAUCUUCAAACGGACGUAUUUUAAAAACUAUAAAUCCUACAGCGAAGAGCUUUAUAUUGUGAGAAUCACAAGACCCAGACCUACAUUUUGAUGCAUAAUAUGUCUCUGAAGUAUUAAAAAUGAAGGCACAGUCGCAGUUUAGAAAUUGCACUUCAAAUUUGAGCUUUGUAGAGUGAAGUUUCAAUGAAUGUCAAUGGACAGCGUUAGUUGCAAACAAAUGAUUAUAUUGCCGUUGACAUGUUUAGUGGCAGCAGGGAUAGAUGAACGUUUUGAUAUAAGAUUUGUGUAGGUGGGCCUGAAAAUAAGGGAGUGGUGGCAGUUUAGAAAUCAUGUCCUGAUUUUUCAGCUUUUGCCAGCUCCCACUCUAGCUUUGCCAUUCAUUCCUAUGGGACAAAUUGCUCCACAAGAACGACGAUAUUCCGUGAACCAUUCGGCGAAACGUUCCACAAAGUAAUAGCAAUCCGAUCGGGAACAAUCUGCACGUUUUGGUAAAUUUUGGUCUAUGUAGUGUAAAAACUGUGGGAGGAGCUAGGGUGGCAAAUUUGGCUAUAAUAAGAAUAAGAAUAACUAGAAAGCUGCCAAUUUCUGGGAAAUUGUGUGAAGUGUUUCCUUGCCUCCACCAGUAGUCUUCGCUAACUGGAGUGGGCGGAGUAACUAAGCUAUCAUUUACAUAAAGACAUUUAAUUGCGUAACGCGGCCGCACAAAGUUACAUUAAACCAUACAUUUAUAAAACAUUAGCAGGUGUCUGCGCCCUGUCUAUGACAUCACUUGCUGCUGCAGCUUGACACAGGUCAGAGUAUUUUGGUGGUUGCCAUCUUCAAACGGUCGUAUCUUUAAAACUAUAACUCCUACAGUGAAGAGCUUUAUAUUGUGAGAAUCACAAGACCCAGACCUACAUUUUGCUGCAUAGUAUGUCUCUGAAUUAUUAAAAUUGAAGGCACAGUCGCAGUUUAGAAAUUGCACUUCAAAUUUGAGCUUUGCAGAGUGAAGUUUCAAUGAAUGUCAAUGGACAGCGUUAGUUGCAAACAAAUGAUUAUAUUGUGAAAACUAUCAGAACUAUGGCUUAGCCGUUGACAUGUUUAGUGGCAGCAGGGAUAGCUGAACGUUUUGAUAUAAGAUUUGUGUAGGUGUGUCUGAAAAUAAGGGAGGGGUGGCAGUUUAGAAAUCAUGUCCUGAUUUUUCAGCUUUUGCCAGCUCCCACUCUAGCUUUGCCAUUCAUUCCUAUGGGACAAAUUUCGCCACAAGAACGACGAUAUUCCGUGAACCAUUCGGCAAAACAUUCCACAAAAGUAAUAGCAAUCCGAUCGGGAACAAUCUGCACGCUUUGGUAAAUUUUAUUCAUGUAGUGUAAAACUGUGGGAGGAGUUAGGGUGGCAAAUUUUGCUAUGCACACACAAUAAGAAUAAUAAUAAUAAUAACUAGAAAGCAAAGCAAUUUCUGGGAAAUUGUGUGAAGUGUUCUUGCCUCCACCAGUAGUCUACAACUGAGGGGCGGAGUAACUGUUACUACUUACAUAGUUAAUACUUUAAUUGCAACGUUGUUGCACAGUUACAUUGGGAAACCAUACAUUUAUAAAACAUUUUCAGCAGGUGUUCAAAAAGGCUCUGUCUAUGACAUCACUUGCUGCUGCAGCUUGACACAGGUCAGAGUAUUUUGGUGGCUGCCAUCUUCAAACGGUCGUAUUUUAAAAACUAUAACUCCUACAGCGAAGCGCUUUAUAUUGUGAGAAUCACAAGACCCAGACCUACAUUUUGAUGCAUUAUUAAAAAUGAAGGCACAGUCACAGUUUAGAAAUUGCACUUCAAAUUUGAGCUUUGUAGAGUGAAGUUUCAAUGAAUGUCAAUGGAUGGCGUUAGUUGCAAACAAAUGAUUAUAUUGUGAAAACUAUCAGGACUACGGCUUAGCCAUUGACAUGUUUAGUGGCAGCAGGGAUAGCUGAACAUUUUGAUAUAAGAUUUGUGUAGGUGGGCUUGAAAAUGAGGGAGUGGUGGCAGUUUAGAAAUCAUGUCCUGGUUUUUCAGCUUUUGCUAGCUCCCACUCUAGUUUUGAACAUUUUGCCAUUCAUUCCUAUGGGACCAAUUUUGCCACAAGAACGACGAUAUUCCGUGAACCAUUCGGCGAAACGCUCCACAGUAAUAGCAAUCCGGACCGAAACAAUCUGCACGUGCUUUGGUAAAUUUUUGUCUAUGAAAGGUAAAAACUGUGGGAGGGAGUUAGGGUGUAAGUGUAAAUUUUGCUAUAAUAAGAAUAAUAAUAAUAAUAAUAACUAGAGUUUAAGCAAUUUCUGGGGAAAUUGUGUGAAGUGUUCUUGCCUCCACCAGUAGUCUACAACUGGAGUGGGCGGAGUAACUGUUAUCAUUUAUAUAGCACAUUUAAUUGCAACGUUGUUGCACAGUUACAUUAAACCAUACAUUUAUAAAAACAUUAGCAGGUGUUCAAAAGGCCCUGUCUAUGACAUCACUUGCUGCUGCAGCCUGGCUCAGGUCAGAGUAUUUUGGCGGUUGCCAUCUUCAAACGGUCGUAUUUUAAAAACUAUAAAUACUACAGUGAAGAGCUUUAUAUUGUGAGAAUCACGAGACCCAGACCUACAUUUUGAUGCAUAGUAUGUCUCUGAAGUUUUAAAAAUGAAGGCACAGUCGCAGUUUAGAAAUUGCACUUCAAAUUUGAGCUUUGUAGAGUGAAGUUUCAAUGAAUGUCAAUGGACGGCGUUAGUUGCAAACAAAUGAUUAUAUUGUGAAAACUAUCAGGACUACGGCUUAGCCGUUGACAUGUUUAUUGGCAGCAGGGAUAGCUGAACGUUUUGAUAUAAGAUUUGUGUAGGUGGGCCUGAAAAUGAGGGAGUGGCGGCAGUUUAGAAAUCAUGUCCUGAUUUUUCAGCUUUUGCCAGCUCCCACUCUAGCUUUGCCAUUCAUUCCUAUGGGACAAAUUUCGCCUUCACAAGAACGACGAUAUUCCGCGGAACCAUUCAGCGCAAACGCUCCACAAAGUAAUAGCAAUCCGAUCGGGAACAAUCUGCACAUUUUGGUAAAUUUUGCCUAUGUAGUGUAAAAACUGUGGGAGGAGUUAGGUGGCAAAUUUGCUAUAAUAAUAAUAAUAAUAAUAUAUAUGUGAGAUAACAUUGGCGGUCUCGCUAUGCAAGAACACUUAAUAAUAUAUAUGUGAGAUAACAUUAAGUGGUCUUGCUAUGCAAGAACACUUAAUAAUAUAUAUGUGAGAUAACAAUAAGUGGUCUUGCUAUGCAAGAACACUUAAUAAGCUGUAGUUGUUCUGGUGACUAUAGUGUCUCUUUAAGUUUAAAAAAGAGUAAAUGGAGUUAGUCACUGUAGUGUAAAUUGCUGGAGGUUUUAAAGGGAACUUUUAUCUUAAAGGACCACUAUAGGCACCCAGACCACUUCAGCUUAAUGAAGUGGUCUGGGUGCCAGGUCCAGCUACGUUUAACCCUCUCUUCUAUAUGCUAUGUUUAUAAUAGGGUUAAUCCAGCCUCUAGUGGGUGUCUCAUUGACAGCCGCUAGAGGCGCUUCCGUGCUUCUCACUGUGAUUUUCACAGUGAGAAGACGCCAGUGUCCAUAGGAAAGCAUUGUGAAUGCUUUCCUACGGACUGGGUGAAUGCGCGCGCGGCUCCUGCCGCGCAUGUGCAUUCAGCCAAUGACGACGAGAAGGAGGAGGAGAGUUCCCCGCCCGGCGCUGGAGACAGAGGUAAAUUUAACCCCUAGAGCCCGGCGAGAGUGGAACCCUGAGGGUGGGGGCACCGUCAGGGCACUAUAGUGCCAGGAAAACGAGUAUGUUUUCCUGGCACUAUAGUGGUCCAUUAAUAAAGCCGUUUUGGUGUAUAGAUCAUGCCCCUGCAGUCUCCCUGCUCAAUUCUCUAUCAUUUAGGAGUUAAAUCAUGUUGUUUAUGCAGCCUUGGUCACACAUUCCUGCAAGUAAUGCACAGCCUUCUCAAAAUUUUCCAGUAAAGUGAGAUCUAAUGUUUACACUUCCUUUAUUCCAAAUUCUGUUUAGUUUAGAAUUUGUUGUCUCCUGCACUGUUGCAGGAGCCUCAAGUGUGUGAUUAAAGUUCAAUGUACAGAGCAGGAGAUAAAAACUUCUAAAGUAGUUAACAUCUGAUUGAAAAUGAAACAAUUUUUGUUUCAUGCAGGCUGUGUGAGUCAUACUCAGGGGAGGUGUGGCUAGGGCUGCAUGGACAGAAACAAAAGGGAUUAAACUCCUAAAUGACAGAGAAUUAAGCAAUGUGCUAAUUUCAACAGACAGAGGAACAGCAGCCAAAUGGAACAAAUUUGAUUAAAAUAAUGACAUUUAUCUGCAGAUGCCUGCCUCUGCUAGAACUGACUUUUACCAUCUAUUAAUAAUCAGAUUAUUCUAAGUAAUUUUAAGAUUUAUCCCAGUAAUUUAGGUUGCAUACCUCCCACACUAGCGGGAUUUUACAUAUGUGGACAGUGCAAGAUGUGCACAUACUUGCCUAAUCCUGUAGUACCAUUACAGUGGUUUCUUUUAGGUUUAAAGAAACACUAUAGGGUCAGUAACAAAGACAUUGGAUUCCUGAAGCUGCAGUGUUAAAAACACUAUCUGCCCACCCAUACCCCCCUAAAUAUAGUAAAAUCUUUUUUCCAGUAUGCUGGUGAUGGCUGAGCCCCUGAUCUGCCUCCUUGGCUGACAUCAUCAGAAGUUAUGAUCUCGGCCAAUUACAUUGCUUUCACCCUUUUUUUGGACUAUACUCCCCAGAACAACUACAUUAAGCUUUAGUUUUCCUGGUGACUAUAGUGUCACUUUAAGCAUUUUAGAGCUUGCUCCUUGAAAAAUGUGGUCUAUUUGUUGCAAUGUCCCUGUGUUGUUCAGUGUGAAGAAAAAGAAGGAAAGGGACCGCAGUUAGGAAAAAAGACUGAGUAAUUUUUUUACAUGUGAGUUUACAGAGGAAGAGGUUCUAUUUCAGCUGUCUUAAGUAAAGACAAAUAAGUCACAGGGGCCUGAUGGAAUACACCCAAAGUUAUUAAAGGAACUUAGUGGUGUACUAGCAAAACCAUUAACAGAUUUAUUUAACUAAUCAUUGUUAAUGGGAGUAGUCCCUGGAGGUUUGAAAUUUGUGACUGUUCCAAUUCACAAGAAAAAUAGUAGGGAGGAGUCGUGCAACUAUAGAACAGUAAGCCUUACUUCAGUAGUGAGGAAGGUGAUGGGAACAAUGUUAUAGGAUAGGAUUGUUGAACAUCUAAAAUCACAUGGAUUUCAAAAUUAGAGACUACAUCAGUUUACUUCAGAGAGAUCAUGCCAAACCAAUCUUACAAUUUGUUUUAUAGAUCAUGCCAAGCCAAUCUUAAAUUUUUUUUAAUAGGUAACUAAAAUAAUAGAUCAGGGUUGUGCAGUAGACAUUGCUUACCUAAAUUUCAGUAAGACUUUUGACACUGUCACACAUAGAAGACUUAUCAAUAAAAAGCAAUCUUUGGAUUCCAAUAUGAUUGAAUGGUUUAGGCACUGGCUGAGUGACAGACAACAGAGGGUUGUAGUGAAUAGAGUAUAUUCAAAGCAAGGUCUUGUUACCAGUGGGGUACUUCAGGGAUCUGUACUUGGACACAUUCUCUUCAGUAUUUUUAUUAGUGGUAUUGCUGACGGUCUUGAUGAUAAGGUAUGUCUUUUUUCCGAUGAUAAAAAGAUAUGCAACAGGAUUGAUGUUCAUGGAGGGAUAAGCCAAAUGGAAAAUAAUUUAUGUAGACUAGAAAAAUUGUCAGAGCUGUGCCAACUUACAUUUAAUGUGGAUAAGUGCAAGAUCAUGCAUCUUGGGCGAUAAAAACCCAAGGGCAGAGUAUAGAAUAUUUGAUACAGUCCUAACCUCAACAUUUGAGGAAAAGGAUUUAGGGGAAUUAUUCCAGAUGUCAUAAAGGUAGGUAGAAAUGCUAGCAAAAUGCUUUGUUGCAUAGGGAGAGAUAUUAUCAGUAGAAAGAGGGAAAUGCUCAUUCCAUUGUACAGAUUACUGGUGAGACCUCACUUGCAGUACUGUACGCAGUAAUGGAGACCGUAUCUCAAACAGGAUAUUGAUAUUUUGUAGAGCAUUCAGAGAAGAGCUACUAAACUGGUUCAUGGAUUGCAGGGUAAAGCUUACCAGGAAAGGUUAAAGGAUCUUAUAGUCACCAGAACAACUACAGCUUAUUAUAAGUUUAUGAGUUUCAACACUAUAGGGUCAGGAUGUUUGUGUUUCUGACCCUAUAGUGCAGGACUUGACAAAUUUGCUUUGAAUCUAGGAGCCAGCAAAAAAAGUUAGGAGCCAGGUUUUUCAAUGUCAAAAAUACAAUUCUUAAAUUGACACUAUAGUCACCAGAACUACUACAGAUUAAUAUAGUUGUUCUCGUGUAUAUAACCUGUCCCUCCAUAGAAAAGGCAGUAUUUACAUUGUUGCCUAGUAACACUUUUAGUGAAAGUCACUCAGAUGGCCUCUAUAGUGCAUCCUGGGUCAGUGCUGCACAGAACGCAGCACCUACGUUUAGCGUCUCCACGCUCUGCAUGGAGGUGCUGAAUGUUCCCCAUAGAAAUGCAUUGAUUCGAUUCAAUGAUCUGGUUGGCGCAGCAUGGUGUUUUGCCACACAUGCGCAAUAGCCUACCACUGCUUUCCUAUGGGAAAGCAUUGGAUUGGAUGAGAUCAUCAAGAUUGAUGAUCGCAGUCAUGGAGGCAGGGCCAGCUGCAGCGAGACCAGCACAGCGUGAGGGUAAAAAGGUGAGUAAAAAAUCCUUACCCAUGUGAUUGGAGGGGGACCGGUCACCUAAACACACACUCGCUCAGUGACACGCUCACUCACUGACACACACACACAUUAAGGUGACCACCCAGUGUCCCUAACUGGAGCUGGAGUGGUUCGGCUUUCCCUGGGGUCCAGUGGGGCUUCAGUCAUCUCCCUGCUCUGCUCCAUAGAGCACUGUUUAGUAAUGCCGGGGCCGGAAUGACGUCAUAUUCUGGCUCCCGGCAUCACUGGAGGACGCACGAGGGAGCAGAGCAGGGAGGUUACAGCUCCCUUGCCCAAUGCGCCAGGAGCCUCCUAAGCAGGAUGACCGACUUCACGCCCAUGCUCUCCAUUUAGCUGACCAACCAACCACAUGCCCAUGCUCUUUAUAAGCCGGCCGUCCGCCUCCACUUAUAGGCAGUCAACCACCUCAGGGGCUGAAUGGGCCAACAUGGCCAUGGCGACCUGACACCUGGGAUUUGGCGAGUCCUGCUAUAGUUUUCUUUUAACAUGUAUGGCUUGGAGGAAAGAUGAGACGGGGAGUAUGAUAGAAACAUUUAAAUACAUAAAGGGAAUUAACACAGUAAAGGAGGAGAGUAUAUUUAUGGUGACACAAUAAUCUCCAGCACAACUACAGCUUAUUGUAUUUGUUCUGGUGAGCAGAAUCAUUCCCUUCAGGCUUUUUGCAGUAAACACUGUUUUUUUUCCCAGAGAAAAUGCAGUGUUUACUAUACAUACUGGGGAUACUUCCACUGGCCACACAUCAGAUGGCUGCUAGAGGUGCUUCCUGGGCAAUGCCAUUCAGUGUGUCCACCUUCUCUAGGGAGACACUGAACUGAUUCAGUGCAUCUCUAUGAGGAGAUGCUGAUUGGCCAGGGAUGUGCUUGGCUUGUGGUGGCUCAGCCCCCGAUCUGCCUCCUUGACAUUCUUAACCAAUCCUAUGCUUUCCUAUGGAAAGCAUUGGGAUUGGCUUUGAGCAAUACUUUUGGUGAUGUUAGCCAAGCAGACAGAUUAGGGGCAGAGCCAGCAGCAGCAGACUAGAGUAAAGGUAAGAUUACACUAUAUUUAGAUGGGCCAGGGGAGCUGAAUGUUUUUUUUUUUUUUUAUUCUUUAUUUUUAUUGUGCACGGAUUGACAACAGGCUUGCAGAGCCACGAUAUCAGCUGCAGGCUUUUCAUAAAAUUUUUACAAGUUAAAGUGUGGCAGAUUAAAUAGCACAUUUUUCUUUUUUGAGAAUAAAAAUAAAAAAUAAAGAUUACAUGGAAAUAACUGGCGUUGUAACAAUAAUAAUUGAGGUUAAACACGCUAGGCUAGUCAAGCUUGUGAAUGGUUUAGUCACGUUUAAGAUUCUGUCGUGUCGUAUCUAUGUUAUAGCAUUUCUGAAGCGGUAAAAACGUUUAUGUUAAUGCGAUAUUUACCCCUGUUUAGCUGCUCUCUUUGGUUAAGCAUCAAGUUGUGCCUGACAGGUAGAAAAAAUCAUAGGGGAGACUCAGAGUGAGAGUACUGCAUUUGUGGACAUUGGGUUACUAUCGUUGUGUUAUGUGCAUAACUGCAGGGAGAGCCAAGCGGUGAGUUAUCAGGCGGUUCCCUUUAUACUAGCAGAUUUCUGAUCCUAGGUCUGUCUUCAACUAAUAUCAGGUUAAGCUCGAAGUGCAGAUUCAGGUUAGGUUCACAGUGUGUAACCGGCUAUGGUAUAACAAACUAGGUUUCUAAGUGAAGUUCGUUAGGGAGGCAAAUUACAGUGGUCCCCUACCCAUGUGGCAUUGGGCCAGUUAAGGGGAUCUGCUCUGGGCGAUCAAGGUAAUCUGCUGUCUGUGGUCGUUAGGGGUGCCCAUAAUUAGUUUAACCGCUUUUUAGCAGGUUCUUUUGUAGAGCUUUGUUAGGCCGUUACUGUGGGUGGUCACGCCUAUGCGUAAACAAUAGACAAUAUAACUCGAGUUUCUAGUCAGAGAGAAUCGAGUUAAGCACAUUAAGGUAGUGACCUACAUCUCCUAUCGCUUGCCAGCUUCUGGUCAUUAGCAGGAAGUCAUAUAACAAUUACACACACUAGGUAUUCUAAGUCAAUUUACCCAGAGUUACCAGCCUGAGAGAGCUAAAACAAACAUGGCAAGGUAGCAGUAUUUACCAUCUAGCGCCUGCCAUCGUAGGGAGUUAGUAGGAAGUCCUGUAACUUUUAAACAUACUAGACAUUCUAUGCAUUCCAACAUGUUAAUCAUAAAGGUAUUAGGUUGAUGUGAGUGUCCCAAACCAAGAUUUAAGUCUCAUGCUUUCACGAGGCCAUGCGGUGGUUAUCUCGGUUUUUAGUCCCCUGGAUCUGCCUCAGGUAGGUGGGGGUCUCUCCGUGGUUCGAAUGGGGCGAUGUUGUCCACGUCCCAUUGUUGUCCCCUAGGGCUGCCCCUUCUGAAUUCCCUCUGUGUUGUAAUGCCCUGCUGGGUCAGAAACAAUUGGCCUUCCUCUGGUGAGUGCAUUGUAUGGGUUAUCCCCUCUGCGGUGAUCUGAAGGGAGCGUGGUGUGCCCCAGCGGUAUGGGAUCUUCUUCCGCCUCAGCACGCUGGUGACAGGGCGCAUUGUUUGCCUCCAUUGCAUGGUGGGUUUUGAGAGGUCAUUAUAGAAUGUCAGUUUGUGCCUCUCGAAGGACAGGAACGGCAGAUCCCUGACCGCUGCCAUGAUCGCCGUUUUGUCCAGGUAUGUGACAAGCUGUAUAAUGAUGUCGCUGUAUGCCUGUUGGGGCUGUCUGCCCUGCCUGCGGAUUCUGUAUAUGUUAUCCACCAGGAUAUUCUUAGCCUGUUUGUGGGGAAGUAUUUGCUGGAGCAAGCGCCCCACGUAUUGUCUUUGAAAUAAAUUAUAAAAAAAUGUAGUGACAGAAUAUUCUUUUAAUUUUUUCAUCUUUCUUUCCCAUAGGCUCCUAUAUGACCCUGCGCCUUCCGCUGCCAGUUACAGCAGGAAUUUGGCUUUUAGGUUUUUCUCCGGUGCAAGCGUAAAUAUUCCUGGUCAUCCCUACCACGAUAGGUCUUGUCUAUCGUGGUAGGGAUACCCCUAAUCUUGAUGUUCUUGCUGCGGCUGCGGUCUUCAUAUUCGGUUAGUUUCUGUGUCAUUGUUGCUUGUGAGGCUGUUAGCCGUUUCUGCUCUGCGGCAAGUGUGGUUUGCUCGGCUUCGAGGUGGGCCGAUGUUUCCUCUGUGGCCUUGAUGCGCCCUGUAAGCGAGAGCAUGUCCUCUCUCAGUAUUGCUAGGUCCGCCUGGAACAUCUUGCGGAUGUCGCGGAGGAGCGACUUAAUGUCUCCCUUCGUGGCUGGGGUGUUCUCCUCGUCCGAGGAUUCCAUAUACAGGCCGCCAGCUUGUGGGAUCUCAUCUAGGGCGUCCAUGGAGGCUUCUUCCUCCUCCGACGAGGCCUCCGCAUGUAGGUCCGCCAUCUUGGGCGCCACGCGCGGGAGGCAUGUAUUCCCCAAUAUUACGGGUUCCUGAUGCCAGGGCUGCCUUGAUCUUCUUGGCCCGUUUUCCCAUUGCGUAGGUGGGGUGCUAGUUGGUGUUCCGGCGAUUUUUCACCCGGUUAACUGUUGUUUUUGGGCUUGUUGGUACGGAGCUACAGCUCUGCACGUCUGUUCGGUUUGCUGGCUUGGCCCCGCCCCCCUAAAUGGUGGUUUUAACACUAAAGGGUCAGGAAUUCAUGCCGUCCCACUUAAAAAACCGUUGUGGCGUCAUGGAGCUUUCCAAAACAGCAUAAAACCUGUACAUAGGGGGUAUUGUUGUACUUGGGAGACUGAACACAAAUAUGAGUAUUUCAAAACAGUAAAACUUGUCACAAAGAUGUACAGGUUUUAUGCUGUUUUGGAAAGUUCCAGGGUUAAACAUAGAAUUUGUCUCUGGACGUGCUGCCUGGGUUGUCCCUCACAUUAUUAGUAAAAUUACUUAAUUAUAUAAAAAGAUUACAUAAAUAUACAGGUAGAAUUGAAAUAUGUAUAUACAUAUAUGUCUAUUUCAGGGCUUGACAAAUUUGUUUGGAAUCUAGGAGCCAGCUAAAAAUGUUAGGAGCCAGUUUUUUAGUAGUCAGUCACAAACACUGGCCAAAAUUGGUGUUCUGGACAUACCCAAUUUUCAAUACCUUGGGUUAUCUACUAUUGCAAAUGGUAUGGCAUCAUGGGGGUAAUUCUCAUUCCUGGGCUUCGAUACUGUAUCAAAGGCAAUGUAACCAACCUGGCAAAUUUCAAUGUAAAAAAUGUAACCUGACCCUGUAACUUCCCAAAACACAAUAAAACCUGUACAUAGGGGGUACUGUUUUACACGUGAGACAUCGCUGAAUACAAAUAUGUGUAUUUUAUUGCAGUGAAAGCAAACAGUAUUAUGACAUUCACAGUUAAAAUGUCACGCAGAACAUAAAAAAACUAAAAAAAAUUCUUAAUUUCUCACAUUUUCUUGUAUUUAAUUCAUAUUAAAUUAUUUUUCAUAGAUAAAUAUUUCAUGUUAAGUGAAAGCCCUAUUUCUCCUGGAUAAAAUGAUAUAUAAUAAGUGUGGGUGCACUUAAUAUGAAAGAGGUGAAUUACGGUUGAACAGACAUACAUUCAAAUUCCAAGUUUUGUUUGGGUUUUAUUUUGAUCAAAACUUGUACAUUUGGCUCAGUCCUUAAGGGGUUACAUUUUAGUGAAAAUAUAUGGUAAAAGUGUUUUAUAAUAAAGGUAACAUUUGGUGAUUAGGAUAGCAUUUGUCUUUUUAGGGUAGACUUGGGGGGUUAGUAUUUAAAUUGGAGUAGCAUGAAGGAACUUGGUGCAAGAGGGAUUUAGGAUUAGGGUGUAUCUGCCUUCAGAGUGCUUUGGCUUAUAGAAAGUUGCAUCAUGGUGCCACUGCUCUAUGGACCUCCAAGGUAAUAUUAAUAGUAGAAUGUGUGUUUGUAGGGUGGAUGCAGCCCGUGUCUGCAUGAGAUUGAUUGUGUUUGUGUGUGAGCAUGUUUUUGCAGUGUGCAAUGUGUAUUUCUUAUUUAUAAAAUAUUUAGUAUGUAGUAUGUAAAACAAAAAAUAAUACAGAAUAUUACUUCCCUGGCCCUAAGUAACAAGAAGGGUGGACAUGCUUGGUGGUCGAGUAUGGAGAGCUUCUGUCAUGAGAGCUAUGACCCCAGGUCUGCACUUGGCAGAAGGUGAGAGCAGAAGCUAUUCUUUCUCCCUACAGUUGCUCUGCCUACCCAGUCUGUUCUGUAAAUCUCAGAAGUUUCCAGCCGUACUUCACAAAGCUGAUUGGACAGGGAGAGCAGCACAAAACAGGAAACUAAAUUAUAUACCACCAGUGUUCUACAGUACCACACUGGGUACCACCUGGUGCAGUGCAUGCCCUCCCUACUAAAACUACUAAAUAUUGCUUCCAUUAUUCUCAGAUAGGUGAAGUGUGGGAGUGAGUUGUGUUUGAGGAAGCGAGUUAUCUAGUUGAAAUAUAGAUACCAAGUUUUUACCUCCGUCUUAUAUUUGCAAUUUGAACAUUAAUACUUAAGAAAUCUCAGAACCUUGAAAACAAAUACAAAUAUCUUGUAUCCACUAUUGUCUUUGAAAUAAAUAAUAAAAAAAUGUAGUGACAGAAUAUUCUUUUAAUUUUUUCAUCUUUCUUUCCCAUAGGCUCCUAUAUGACUCUGCGCCUUCCGCUGCCAGUUACAGCAGGAAUUUGGCUUUUAGGUUUUUCUCCGGUGCAAGCGUAAAUAUUCCUGGUCAAAAUGUCUCUCCUGACAGCUCUAAACGUGGACCUGGAAAUGUCUAUGUUGCCAGUUAGCACUUUGCACUGGCGGGCAGAUUUCCUUAAGAUCCCUGUACAUAAGAAUCACUAUGAUCAUUUAUCAGUGCCCAUUGAAAAUAUUGUGAACACACAUGAGGAUGGACCAGAGUGCCUGGCAGGUAAGUUCUAUUUCUUGGGUGUGAAAAACAAAUUGUAAACUUUAGAUACAUUUUCCAAAUCAGUUGUUUUAGUUAGUAAAACACUUGUAGCAUAGUAUUUGUUUAGCUAUUUCUUAGAUAUAUUUUUCUGUUGAGUAACCUAGAUCUUUUUCUUAAAAGUUGAUAAUAACCCCUUUGUGACAUUUUUAUUUAGUUUAUUUAGGAAAUUUAAGUGAAAAAAAAAACUUUUUGCAUUGAAUCAAUGCAUCUCUUUGAGGAAAGUUUAGUGUUUCCAUGCAGAGGGUAGAGACACUGAAUAUCACACUGUGCAGCACUGCUACAGGAUGCACCUCUAGUAGGCAUAUAACGAGUAGCCAGUGGAGGUAUUCCUUUUCACUGAAAAUACAGCGUUUACUGCAAAAAGCCUAAUAAUACAAUAAGCUGUAGUUUUCUGGUGACUAUAGUGUCCUUUAAGUAGACAUCCUGGGGCAUUUACCUAGGGUUUUUGACACUUCACCAACUAUCUCACACACUUAUGAUUUUGAUUGUUUUAUAUAUAUUUAAUGACCUACUUCAUUAAUGAAAAUGUAAAUGUUUUUCAGCUACAUCUCCUGAGUACAUUAAUACCCCCAUGCAUAUCUUUGCCAGCAUUUUAUGGUUUUGCAGAUGUCAAAUUUAGAAACAUGUCCAUGUCCUAUUUUAAUAUUUGGACCCAUAUAUAAAUUAAGAGAAUUUUAGCUGCUCACAAAUUAAAAUUGAUCUACAAAUGUAUACCAUUUGAAAAAAUGAUAUCCCACAAGGUAUACCAAUUGCUGUAAAAAUUUUUGCAUUUUUUUUUUUACUUGUGCAAUUUUUAGUUUUUCAUACAAAUCGAUGUUUGUUGAGACAGUUGCCUCACUCUGCAUGCUACCUGCUUUUUUCUUCUUAUGUUUUCCACACUCAUUCCAGAGGAGCACUGAUCUAACCAAUCAGUGUCCCAUUCCUGGGAAUGCUGGAAAAGUGUAUCGGGCAUGCUUUACAGAUGUACACAUGUGCAGCUGGAAGAUCUCUUCACUUUGCAACAUCUUGAUGGGGAGAAGAGAGGAAGUCUGAUCAGUGUGAUUCAUGCAGAGUAGACUCUGGUGUCGGUUUUCCUCUCUAUGGUGUCCUGCUUCUGUCAUUAGUGAACUUGUCUAAAAUUGAGAUAAUUGUGUAAGUAAGUGGGGGGGGAUAAUAGUCUGAAGAAACUCCAAAAGAUGAGAAGCGUGUCCAACAAUGCAAUCUGACCAAGUUUAUAGUAAGUGUUAAACCUUUUUAAAAUGGUUUCACACAAAAUGAGUGUCCUUAGGUGCCUUCCAGCUGAUUCAUUGCUAUUCAAAAGCUUUUGUAUUGAUAAUAAUCUCUGCCUAUAAUUGAGCAAACAUAAAAGUAAGGUGUAGAGCAGGGCUUGACAGAUUUGCUUGGAAUCUAGGAGCCAGCUAAAUAAUUUAGGAAUCAGUUGCAGCCUAGUAACACUUCUAGUGGCAGUCAUGGUCUAUAGAGCUGCAUUCCUGGUCUUGAUCUACAUGGAAACUCUUAAUGCUAUCCAUAUGGGUGCAUUGAUUCAAGUGUGUUUUUCUGCGCAUGUGCAAUAGUCUCCAUAUGCUUUCAUAUGGAAAAGCAUUGGAUUGGUUUAGAUCGUCAAGUGAUGAUAAUCUCAGCCAUGGCGAGACCAGUACGACGUUGGAAAAAAGGUCAGUAAAAGCACCAUUCCCAUGUGAUUGUAGGGGCCGGUCACCUAAACAGAUGCAUUCACCGACAGACACUCACAGACGGCAGACACAUGCGCUGUUUAGUGAGCCGGGGCCGGAGUUACGUCAUAAUCCGGCUCCCGGCAUCACUGGAUGGCGCGUGAGGGAGCAUGAAGAUCACACCUCCCUCGCCGCCUCCGUAAUCAGUCAGCCGCCUGCCACAACUAAUCUUGCGCCAUGAGCCGCCAGCCUGUCCGCCCGCCCGCCUCCACUCAAUACGAGCUGCCUGUCUUCCCGCCUGCCUUCGCUCACUAUGAGCUGCCUGCCUGUCCGGCCGCCCGCCUCUGCUCACUAUGAGCCGCCUGCCUGUCUGGCCGCCCGCUUCCGCUCACUAUGAGCCACCUGCCUGUCCGGCCACCCACUCGCCCGCCUCCGCUCACCAUGAUCUGCCGGCCUCCGGCAUCCGCUCACUAUGAGCCGCCUGUCACCUCAGCUUGCCAGUCAGCUAGGGGGCUGAAGGGGCUCACUCAUCCCAGGCGCCAAGCGAAAUUUCCUAAUCUCCAUGGCGACCUGGCGCCUGGGGUUUGUCAAUACCCGAUGUAAAGUGUUAUUUAUACAAUCAAAAUAUCUUAAAUAACCUCUCAAUAAAGUGCUUGUAUGUUACUAAGCGCAUACACACCAAACAUUCUAGUCCAAUCAGUAUGGUAAAAUUAUCUUUAUGUAAUACACAGUUUACUAAUUAAUCAACAAAAUAGAGCUUCCUGUUAUGAAGCAGCUCCAUGCAAAAAAGGAAAUAAAUAGCAUACUAUAAUAAUGUUUAUUAUAACACACUGAAUUUUGUAAGACCCUAUUAAGGUUUUUAAACCCACUAAUGUGCUUGAUAAAUGCCAUCCGCUGAGCUGUUGUUUGCAUCCUAUGCAGUAUGCAGGAACAAUGCAAGAACGGAUCUGUAUUGCACAUGUCUGGUUCUAAAUUAGGACUAUCAGUCGCGACCGCUGUGUUGUCCCAGGAGGUUUGGGUUGAACUCCAUGUCCCCAAAGACUUUGUGUAUUGAGUGGGGUGUGUCCACAGUGUGGUGAUUACCAAUAAAAGAGUAUUCUAACGCGUUUCGCACUUCCUCCUGGGGUUUUGUCAAAGCAGUCUUUGUGAUUAUCUACUAAAUAGUGUACUACAUAAAAUAUACUUUUUAAUUUUUUUUUGUGUAACACAUUGAUUAUGCUAGUUUGUUUAGUGUGGGUGCAUUUAAUAACAGAAAGCACAUUGAGGGGUUAUUUAAAGGGACAUUAUGGGCACCAAAACAACCUUAAUGAAGCAGCUUUGGUGUAUAGAUCAUGCCCCUGCAGUUUCACUGCUCAAUUCUCUGCCAUUUAGGAAUUAAAUCCCUAGUCACACCUUCCUGCAUGUUAUUUACACAGCUUUCCUAAACACUUCCUGUAAAGAGAGAUCUAAUCUUUAAACUUCCUUUAUUACAAAGUCUGUUUAAAUUAGAAUUUCUUAUCUCCUGCUCUGUUGAUAGCUUCUUAGACCCUGCAGGAGCCUCCUGUGUGUGAUUAAAGUUACAUUUACAAGAGAGAAAAACUUUUAAAGCAAAUUAACAUCUGAUUUGAAGUUUAUUUUUAAUGCAGGCUGUGUGAAUCACAGGCAAGGAAGGUCUGGCUGGGGCUGCAUUUACAGAAACAAUGUGAUUUAACUUAAGAGAAUUAAGCAGUGAGACUGUAGGGGCAUGAUCUAUGCGCUAAAACUGCUUCAAUAAGCUAAAGUAGUUUUGAUGCCUAUUGUAUCCCUCUAAUACACAGUUGUACUCAAAGGUUUGCAUACCCUGGCAGAAAUUGUGAAAUGUUGCAUUGAUUCAGAAAAUAUGACUAAUCGUGCAAUAAAAAAAGUAUUUUAUUAAAGGAUAGUGAUCAUAUGAAGCCAUUUAUUAUCACAUAGUUAUUUGGCUCCUGUUUUAAUCAUAACGAUAACAGAAAUCACCUGAGCAAAAAUUUACAUACCCUUGAAUGUUUGGCCUUGUUACAGAUACACAAGGUGACACACAUAGGUUAAAAAGGCAAUUAGAGAUUAAUUUACCAAACCUAUGGCUUUUUAAAUUGCAAUUAGUGUCUGUGUAUAAAUAGUUAAUGAGUUUGUUAGCUGUCAUGUACAUGCACUGAGCAGGCUACAUACUGAGCCAUGGUGAGCAUAAAAGCGCUGUCAAAAGACCUGCGUAACAAGGUAAUAGAACUUUAUUUUGGGAUGAAAAAUGCUAGUCAGUAGUGUUCAAUCACUUAUUAAGAAGUGGAAAAUUCGGGUAUCACUUGAUACCAAGCCAAGGUCAGGUAGACCAGAAAAUAUUUCAGCCACAACUGCCAGAAAAAUUGUUCGGGAUACAAAGAAAAACCCACAGGUAACCUCAGGAGAAAUAUAGGCUGUUCUGGAAAAAGACUGUGGUUGUUUCAAGGAGAACAAAACGAUGAUACUUGAACAAAAAUGAGCUGCAUGGUCAAGUUGCCAUAAAGAAGCCUUUACUGCAUCAAUGCCACAAAAAAAGCCCGGUUACAAUAUUCCCGACAACACCUUGACACGCCUCACAGCUUCCGGCACACUGUAAUUUGGAGUGACGAGACCAAAAUAGAGCUUUAUGGUCACAACCAUUUGCGCUAUGUUUAAAGAGGGGUCAACAAGGCCUAAAGUGAAAAGAAUACCAUCCCCACUAUGAAGCAUGGUGGUGGCUUACUGAUGUUUUGGGGAGCUGAGCUCUAAAGGCAUGGGAAUCUUGUGAAAAUUGAUGACAAGGUGACUGCAGCAUGUUAUCAUAAAAUACUGGCAGACAAUUAGAAUUCUUCUGCACAAAGAUUGCUCAUGGGACGCUCUUGAACUUUCAGGCAUGACAAGGCCAAGUUGACCCUCCAGUGGUUACAGCAGAAAAAGGUGAAGGUUCUGGAGUGACCAUCACAGUCUCCUGACUUUAAUAUCAUCGAGCCACUCUGGGGUGAUCUCAAACGUGCGGUUCAUGCAAGACAACCAAAGACUUUGCAUGACCUGGAGGCAUUUUGCCAAGACGAAUGGGCAGCUAUACCACAUGCAAGAAUUACCCCUAAUAGAAUUACAACUAUUACAAAAGACUGCAAGCUGUAAUUGAUGCUAAAUGGGGCAAUACACAGUAUUACCAACUAAGGGUCAAGACUUUUGAACAGGGGUCAUUUUUUCUUUGUUGCCAUAUUUUGUUUUAUGCUUGUGCCAUUCUGUUAUAAUCUACAGUUUAAUAUGAAUCCCAUAAGAAAUAAAAUAAACAUAUUUUGCCUGCUCACUCACGUUUUCUUUAAAAAUGGUACAUAUAUUACCAAUUCUCCAAGGGUAUGCAAACAUUGAGCACAACUGUAUUUUGGUUGUAUGAUUAACUAUACGGUAAGUUUGUUUUAUGUAUUGUGAAUACUUUGCAGUGGUGUUAGUGUUUGGUUUGUUAAUCAGAACUAAAUUUCAGUUGUUAAUUGAUCUAUCAACCUAUAAGUGGUCACCCAUCACAUUUACAGCUUUAAAAAUGACGUAUGUAUGUUUACUCGUUAUGGUUUACCAGGGAUAGGCCAAGAGCAUCAGCUGAUGCUCUCUGCCUAUCACUGCUGCUCAAGCUAAUGCAUCUGCAUUGGCCCAGCAGCAAAGGAAAGGCAGCUAACAGGUGCCUAGAGACACUGUGUUGCACUAUUCAAAUGUGUUACUGGGAUAUAAGACGGCACCUGGAGGCACCAGACAUUUUAACUAAUUCAUUGUGAUGUUCUUUUAAUGUAAAAACAUUGCAAUUUAUAUUCAGAUUGGCAGCCAUUAAAGACAUUUGGAAUUUUAUGAACAGCGUGAUGAUUGAAUGAAUGCAGUGCUCCUCACUUGCAAUGCAUACACCAUGGCCUCAGUGCUAAUUUAUUAAAGGUACCGGAUUGGACAUGUCAUCAGAACUGAAGUAUUUCAUAAACCUGAUGUAACUGAGCACAAUGUAUUACUCUUACAUAUGAGUUCUUCAAUACCCAUUAUGUAUACUUUUUCACACAGAUGCAGAGCCAAAUUAGAGACAUUUCAGAUAGAUAGAUAUUGAUGAUUGGUCUGUGCAUACUUUUGAAUUAGCUUAGUAGAUCACAUGUCCAAAUUACCAGUUGUAAGAGUGGAAACCCAAUGUAUCACAUGGGGGCUUAUUUACUAAACCAAUGAGCAUUGUGAUUUGAAAUUCAAAUGGCAAAAUAUAGGCUAAAAUAGCUGAUCUUGAAAAAUUAUCCUACUGAGCUAUAUUAAGUUUGGCUAUUUUAGCUUACAUUUAGCCAUUUGGAUUUCAGUGUGCUUCAAUUCUGAGUUUAGUCAAUAAACUACCUAAGGUCUUAUGAGCCUUUUUGUAAGACCAUUUUUGUAGUCUACAAAGUGAAAAUGAUACAGGAGACCCUUUGCACUAGUCUUGUAGCCAGAUUAGGUGCUGGCUUUUGGGUAGUGAUUUAGAAUGGGUGAGACAUUCAGGGUACCCUCUUUCAAGAUACAGUGGGCUGAAACUAUAAACUCUCCAAGACUGCAUUUGCUUUGCUGAGAAUUGAGUUACAGUAAACAACAUCUUGAGGUAUCCUCUACUCCUAAGUGUCCUUUAUCCUAAACCAUACUCCAGUAAGUCUCACUAAUGUUGAACCAUCCCAACCGUAUAUUCCCCCAUUCUAACUAUAAAUCCUGAUGGUGGGGUGCUUCCCCUGGGUCACUAUUUUAUUCAACAUAUGGAUUACCAAGUAUGCACUGUACAGAGAUCUUGGUACUCCAGCUGAGACAGUGGUGUUGCGAGCAUCAAGAGACACCAUGUUUUAUUAGCAUCUGGAAAAUAACCUGGCUGGUGUUCAUGCUUUAGAAUUACUUUGUCUCUAAGAUGGGAAGAGUUUAAGCUAAUUUGUUCUUUAUCUCGUUUGUUCUACAGGAGAUGGAUUCACAGACUGGAUGACCGAAAGGGUGGAUUUCUCAUGCUUUCUUCCAGGAACUAUGGAUUCAUCAAUGCCAGGCCCACCAGCCCCAGAUUUGGAAAUGAUGGCCACUCUUCUAAAGAAGGAGUUAGAACAAAUGGAAGACUACUUCCUGGAGGAGACACAAUCUCCUGGGCUUCCAAUGCCCCCUGAUCAGGUGGCUCCAUGCACCCCUCCAUCUUCUGAAGGGCACUUCCUUUUCCCCACAUCUGAUCAACAACUUGGUGCGAAGGAAGUAGAAUUCCAGGCCUACAUUUCAGAAACCCAGACAUCUCCUUCUGUUUCACUGGAAACUCUGGAUUCUGGCUGUCUUGAGCUACUAAAUCUGUACACUGAUGUAUCAAGUGAUUUCUCUAGAGAAAACCUGCAGGAUCUAAAUGCGAUAAAUUACACAUCUGACCCGCCAGAACAAUACAAACACCUGAACAGGCCUACACCAUACCCUACCACUGUGACCUCCAAUAACACUGCCUCCAUUAAUCAAAGAGGUGACCGUAAACAAAAGAAAAGAGAUCAGAAUAAGACAGCAGCUCUGCGGUACCGUCAGCGAAAGCGGGCAGAGUAUGAUGCACUGGAUGAAGAGUGUCAAGGUCUAGAAAUCAGGAAUAGAGAGCUGAAAGAAAAGUCUGAUUCAAUUGAAAGAGAGAUCCAAUAUGUCAAAGACCUCCUCAUUGAGGUCUACAAGGCCAGGAGUCAAAGACUCCGUAAUAAUUAGCCUUAGGAAGUUUAUAGGAUAAGCAAUUGAUUUAGAAGUUAAUCCCGUGUUCUGUCGUUAAUUAAUGCAGAGAACACUGCCUUUUCUUGGGAAAGGGUAGAAGACUGUAAACAUUAUAGUAGACUGAAAUAUAUGCUUGUUUGAUUUUUUAAUUGUUUUUUUUUUCUUUUCUUCUUUUAUAGGCUUACCCAUAGACCUACACCUUUUUAAAUAUGGCACUUGCCCAAUCCCUAGUGACUGUAUCAAUUGAAAGAUCAGUUUCUAGUUUUAGGUCACAUCCAAAUAUCAUGGCGUACUGAUAGCAUACACUGUGGUUGGGGUUGUUCCUAGAACACAAUAAUAUAAUUGUGUGCAUUGCUGCUUUAAUUAUCAAUGUUUAGUAAUGCAGGAAUUAAUUAUUAACAAACCUAUACAAUUGACUUUUGAAAACAACAUUAACACCUGACAUGAAAAUACCAAAAUAUAAUCAGGGUUCAAAAUUUCCACUAGACCCUACCAGAAAGCCAAAUUUGUUAUGUAUACUGUACAUAUUGUGUUGAAAUUUUAGUGGAGUUCUAUAAUAAUCAAAAGGUAUACUUAACAGCAUAGACAAUUUUGGCACAUGUUUGAAUGUUUGUUAGCUUUUGCUUUGCUCUACCCUGCCAAUGACAACUGAUUGGAAAAAGCAUCUUCUCUUUGUACCACAUGCACCACAAAUGUCUAUGGCAUCUCAUUGGGCAUAAUUGCAGAGAUCUAUGGGAACUUGUGGGAUCUUACAUAAACGUCCUCAUUUUACACUCUUGUAUGUGCGCAAAGACAAAGCAGCUCCUAGUAGUAGUAGCCAUGAGCCAAGAGGGGAAGAUGGUGGUACGUAGGACACAGAAUAGUUCAGAUGAUUAUACCCCAAGUAGUCAUGUCAUGUAAUUUAGCAGUCUUUAGUUUCCCCAAUGUUAGUUUCCCCAAUCAAUCAGUUCACAUUUAUGAACAUUCCUCAUCUUAUUGAGUGUGACUUGAAUUUAUAAAAAGCUCCCCUAAUGGGAAAAAAAAAUGUAAAAUAUUUGGUGCAAUCUGAAGUAAGUUAUCAGAAUUAUAUGAAAAUAAAAUGCAGUUUUUGACUUGAAAAUCAUAUUAACAUACAUUCUGUUUAAAAUCUUGCUUACAUGAGCGUUCUGUUCAAGUUAAAAUACACUGAUCAGAAAUGUUAAAGGGAUUCUAUAGUGCCAGGAAAACAAACCCGUUUUCCUGGCACUAUAGGCUCCUGGAGUACCCCCCUUCAUCCACUUACCAGAAUCCAGUGCUGAUGUCCCUUGGCUCUGAGUCAGGCUCCGCCCAUGCUCCUACCCCACCAACUUGAGCCGGCGGGGGAGACCUAAUUUGCAUGCGCACUUGAGACCUCCCCAUAGGCAAGCAUCAUUCAAUGCUUUCCUAUGGGGAAAAUCUGACUCUGGAGGUCCAUUAGGACGUCCAGCGUCAGAUAACGGACCAAAAGUCCGUUAUGAUUCCGGAAGCGCCCCCAGUGGCUGUCUGGCUCUCUGGAUCUGCAAUUUUCAGCUAAAGUGCAAAAGGGACACAACAUCCAGACCACCUCAAUGAGCUGAAGUGGUCUAGGUGCCUACAGUGUCCCUUUAACUCCUUAAGGACACAUGACAUGUGUGACAUCAUGAUUCCCUUUUAUUCCAGAAGUUUGGUCCUUAAGGGGUUAAGUCUGUGUAUGUCCUUCAUAAUCUACCAUGUUAACAAAUUAGAAAUAUUAAUGUAUAUUUUAAACCCCAAAAAGUCCAGUUUGUGUGUGUUUUUUCCUUCUAAAAACCCUUACAGGGUUAUUCGCUAAAGUGGUUGUCUAACCUCAAAAUUGCUGGACUUCCAUUUUGGCUACAUUGGUCUUAAAUUUUCAAUUCACUUUGGAUUUCUUACAAUUUUCACUUUAGUAAAUAACCCUGACAAUCUCUUUGUAGUCUCUGUGAUUUAGUUUACAAAGUUGAAAAGUACACACCAAGUACCUACUACUUAAAAGUAUAUUAAAGCUUUCAGCUGCUUGUUAUGGAUGCUGUUAACUUUUUUUAUAUUUAUAAAAAAAAAAUCCUGCAGGUAAAACCUGUAGAAUUUAGCUUCACUUUCAAACAGGAAUCAGUCGUUUAAAGGCAUUUCAAAAUUUCAGGCACUACCAUACAGAGUAGCAACAAGAGAGAGCACUUGCAUUGGAAUUGACCCAAGUGCUCAUGGAGUUACUGCACAUUUUUAAAUCCUCUUCAUGGGACUAGUAACAGAAAUGUGUAUGGCAGGGCACUGAUAGGUUGAAAAUUGUUAAGCCUUUUCCUUGCCUGCUGUUAAAAGUAACAAGCAGAGUCUGCACAAUCAACUGUAAGCUACUACUUGUUUAGAAAACAAAUCUUUUUGCAUAGUUUUUAAUCAUCUCCACAGUGCAUUAAAACUUGUGGAUCAGCAUGGAGUGUCCCUUAUAGUGAUUAUUACAUUUGUAUGCUUAGUUUGGCAUUUGAUAUAUAAACCAAUGCUGCUUAAUGUAUGAUAUGAACAAAAUUAAAGAAUGGUUCAUUAGUGAAUUACAAAACAUAUUUAGUUUACUUAGAAAGUUGUUCUAAACUGUUUAGUGUAUUCCAUCUAAAUUCAUUACGUUACUUUUUUUGUGUUUUGCAAGAAUUAAUUUUGGGGGUUUUAGGAAUUUUUCAUUAUUUGCUAAAGUAUAAUGUAGCAGAUUUCUUGAGGAUUUAUGAAACUUUAUCUUGGAAGGCAUUUGUGAUCCCCAGCACUACAUACUUUGAUCUGUGUGGGCUUUAUUUCCCAUGGCUAUAACAGGUAGUUUAUUAACUAUAUAUAGUUACACAUUUUUAUUUUUUUCUUCUUUUGUGGAAUAGUUGGUUGAAAGGGGUUUUGCAUUGUGCUGCACUUAUACAAGCAAUUUUGUUUCUUUAAUUAUACAUUUAUAAAUAAAUCCUUCUGAAAUUGUGACUUGGUGUGGUGGUCAUUAUAUUUAAAGUAUAUUAAUGAAUGGUUUUUUUUUUUCUUGCACACAACUUCAUCAGUGUACUGUUAUGCAUAAAAAGGUAAUAGUUUAUACAUUUUAAGACUUGACAAAUCGAAAGGGGCUAGCUCUUAACCCCUUAAGGACACAACUUCUGGACUAAAAGGGAAUCAUGACGGAAUAUUUCCGUCAUGUGUCCUUAAGGGGUUAAUGGCUACAUAGAAAUGAGACUUGACCUUGAGAAAUGGUCUCACUUCUAGUCAUGGGACUAGGAUGAAUGAAAGGGAACUUUCUCUUCAAGGUCCAAUAUAAAGAAAAUGACUGCUUUGUGGCUCUUUUGUACAGCUGUGUGUGGCAUCCUGUCUCAAAGCAAAAGGGAGUUUGUGAUAUGUUCACUCUUCUCAAUGCUACUUAAAUAUAACUUUUUUAAGUCGCUGACCCCUGUGACUGCUGCUGCUUGUUGUCCUAAUCGAUGCUAACUUCUGAAUGACUCCCUAACUCACCAACAUUAUGGAUCAGUAUAGAAAGGAAAAAAAAAGUUUGGUUGUGACUAAUAAGGUUAGUAUAGAUGUGUAAGUGUGAUUUAUGUUUAAGAAUGUUGUUAAAGCGCUCCAGUCACCAUGACAACUUCAAGGACUUCUGGUGGUCUGACUGGAGUCUGUAUGUGCAGCACUUCACUUUGAAAUGCUCAACAUACAGACUUUCACCCUUCAACUGCUAGACUCCAUUUUUAGCAGCAUCAUUGGGGUGUCAUCAGCCACACCCAAACUAGAAGUCCAGACUGGCUAAUAUAAAUCCUGUGCAAAUGUUGCUGCACAUAAUCAAAUUCCUUGGCUAAGUAUGAUUAGCUGAUGCUCUCAGCCUAUGAAUGAGUAGCAUGCUUGGCACUGCAGAUGUCAUGAGGUAAAACCCCACAACGCAGAGUUUAGGAUAGCAAAGGACGAAGCAAGGAAAUAACGUAUUACCGGGCUUUAGACUGGCUGGACAUAACGUUAGACAGAGAGAAAAGCGUAGUCGUAAGAAGCUGAGGUCAGGGUAACGGAGAGACAACGAGAACUAGUCAUAGUCAGGUACACAGUCAUCAAACAAGCAAGCAACAUAGGAAAGGGUUAAAGAUAAACUCAGGAUCAGUAACAAAGCGAAGGUCAACACCAGAAUAAUGCACAAUAGAUGAAGACCCGCACUAAAGGGUGCUGGGAACAGAAACCACAAUAGGGCACAGUAGAUAGGGCUAGGGAAGUUUAAAUAUCUCCAUGUAAUAUUUUAUUGGUCCAUAUUAUGCCUGCGACCCCAAAAGUGCGUCUAUGGGAGCACUGGAAUAACGUGGACUAAAGGGGGCCGAAAAUGACAUGGGACAUUCUUUCUGUUUAACCGCUUUACUACCAAGCACUUUUUUAUUGAAAAAAUACUGGUACAAUAUUUAUUUGAAGAAAGGGAUGCAUACCUGGCAUAUAAACGUGUCAUAAAAGGAGGAGACUAUAUUUAAAAGAAGAAAAACUACCACAACAAGAGGACAUAGUCUUAAAUUAGAGGGACAAAGGUUUAAAAAUAAUAUCAGGAAGUAUUACUUUACUGAGGGUAGUGGAUGCAUGGAAUAGCCUUCCAGCUGAAGUGGUAGAGGUUAACACAGUAAAGGAGUUUAAGCAUGCAUGGGAUAGGCAUAAGGCUAUCCUAACUAUAAGAUAAGGCUAGGGACUAAUGAAAGUUUUUAGAAAAUUGGGCAGACUAGAUGGGCCGAAUGGUUCUUAUCUGCCGUCAAAUUCUAUGUUUCUAUAACACGUUAUUUUUUGUAUAUAGAUUGCUUUGCAGAAGAACGUAACAAUUUAUAAAUGUGUAAAUUUAUACAAUUGUUUUUCUAGAUAUUCAUCCUUUAUAAAAUGUAUUUGAGAAAUGGAAAGCUUUAGACAGUAUACAGUGUGUUUUAUCUUGCAGCAUUCCACACAGGGUCUCAAAUAUUAGUAAAAAGCAAAAGUGCAAUUUUUCUCACAUACGGUAGGAGUGACAAAAAUAUCUAAAUAAAAAUGGUCAAAAACCUUGCUGAUAAGUAUUUUCAAAGACCCGGAAGGCAUGAGAAACAGUACAGCUUACUAAAAAUUGCAACAGAAUGUAAAAAAAAAAACUGCAUUUGAGUACAAUGCUUACAUUCAGUAAAUGCAGUUAAAUAAUACAUUUCUAAAAUAAAGGUAUUUAAAACUGCUAUAGCAAUGUCUAUCAAUCUCUGUACUACUAAUGUAAUGCUAACAGUGAAAUGCAGGAGUCCAUUCACUCCUCCUCCUCCCUUAUUUUAAAAAUGCUAUCACUCUGUGAAACUUCCUGUAAUAUUUCAAAGCAGGCAUGAGCUGGCAUUUCCUGCAACUUUACAUUCAUUAAAUUAGUGAUUUGUGGCUUAUGGCAGAGAAAUUUGUUCCUAUACAGAAGCGGUUCCCAAGCGUGAUAUGUUUACCCCCAUAGAUACAUCUAGUUCCCCCAGGGGUAAGCAAAAAAAAAAUAUAUCAGUAAUUGCUGUUCUACCGCCAGUGUUCUACUGCACAGGUUUGGAACCACAGGGCCCAUUCUGUGGCCUAUGCACAUGUCCCAUCAGGGGCUGGUCAUACACUGGGGUGCUUUAUCAGCGUGACGGGGCUUCUCCUUAUCUGCAAUAAGUGCUGGGAGAAAGUGAGAGGUGGUCACUUUUUCCCAGCUGUGCCGGAAAGGCCAGCAGCAGGAGAGGAGGAAGCCCCUAACUCCCAACAGCUCUAGCAAUGGAAGCCAGCCUUCUGCUCCCAAAAGGUAGGAAACUUGAAGCUAGCAAAAAUGUUGACCUGUAUGUGUGUUUGUAUAUUUGUGUGUGUGUCUGUAUGUAGUGUCUGUGCAUCUGUAUGGUGUGUCAAUGUUUGUAUCUGUCUGUGUAUUUGUAUGUGUGGCAGUGUUUGUAUCUGAGUGAGUCUGUGUAUUUAGAUGAGUGUUGGUGUUUCCGUCUGUGUAUCUGAAUGUGUGUUAGUGCUUUUGUUUGUGUCUGUAUCUUCAUGUAUGUUAGUGUUUGUAUCUGUGUAUCUGCAAGUGUGUCAGUAUGUGUAUUAGAUGGGUGGCAGUGUUUGCUUAUGUGUAUCUAUAUGUGUGUCAGUGUUUGUUUCUCAGUUGUGAGGCCGGUUGGAUAUACUGCCAAAUUCUCUGAAAAGCCUUUGGAGAUGGCUUAUGGUAGAGGAAUGAACAUUCCAUUCACAGGCAGCAGCUCUGGUGGACAUUCCAGCAGUCAGUAUGCCAAUUGCACGCUCCCUCAAAACGUGCGACAUCUGUGGUAUUAUGCUUUGUGAUAAAACUUCACAUUUUAGAGUGGCCUUUUAUUGUGGCCAGCCUAAGGCACACCUGUCCAAUAAUCAUGCUGUCUAAUCACCAUCUUCAUAUGCCACACCUGUGAGGUGGAUAGAUUAUCUCGGCAAAGGAGAAGUGCUCACUAACCGAUUUAGACAGAUUUGUGAACAAUAUUUGAGAGAAAUAGUCCUUUUGUGUACAUCAGGGGUAGUCAACCUUUUUCUACCUACCACCCACUAAUGCAUCUUUCUUGAUGGAAAAAUUUCCUUACCCCCACCAGUUUUCGCGCAAGUGCAGAAUAUUUUUUAGCAAAAAAAAUGUUCGUACAUUUAUCUUUUUAUUUCUACUUUAUGCAUAUUUAUAAUGUUUUAACUUUAUAAAGUUUAAUGAGAAAACAAUAAAGUAAAUUGAAAUUACCUUUACUAGUGAUGAAUGAGAUCCUUGAGGCUGAUGCUGCGAGACUAAAUAUUUGAUAUCUGGUUCGAUUUUUGUAAUGAACA
Molecule: messenger RNA, 34744 nt
Organism: Pelobates cultripes (western spadefoot toad)
Lineage: Eukaryota; Metazoa; Chordata; Amphibia; Anura; Pelobatidae
Source: the annotation of a GenBank genome assembly